UUCAGAAUAUUUGAUUCCAGCUACAUUGCAGUUUCCGCCGUUCUGUAGAGGCAAAAACCCCUUCUUAUUUACCUUUUACGGUGAUAACAUGGCUCAUAACUAUGUAGUGACGGCUCAUAAGCCAACGGCCGUUAAUGCUGCUGUAGUUGGUAAUUUUACAGCCCCAGAUGACCUUAAUUUGAUCAUUGCAAAAAACACUCGUCUAGAGAUCCAUGUUGUGACACCAGAAGGCCUGAGACCGCAUCUUGACAUCGGAAUAUAUGGACGAAUUUCUGUUAUGGAACUGUUCAGACCUCCGGUGAGUCCUGGAACGUCGCUGACAGUUUCCGAAACUAUGUUUGUUUGCAUGGUUGUGGCGAUUAUUUUGUAAUGGAAAGUCCCUUGCCAUGUGCAUGCGAGCUUCAUACUAUGAGUAAAAUUAUGAUAGUGAAAUUAAUUUAUGAGAUAAGCACUAAUUUUAUGAGAUCGAGCUGCCUGUUCUCUCUUUUUUUAAAUUAAGUUGUAGCCUGCAUGCCCCUACCCCCGUAAAAAUGACAGUAAAAAGAGUUUCGAUUAAAUUUAAAUAUUACCUUGUUUUGUUUGGGAUAUGUUUUUUUCUAGGAAGGCAUAUAUGAAGUAGUAGGCCAAGAAAGAGAGAGAUGCAAUUUAAAAUGCAACACAGACUUACAGUUACAUUCUACUUUAAGCUGUUUUUUUAACAAAAAUAUUCCUUUUUCUUGCUGUAAUAAUAUUUUUUUAUCUCUAGAAAUAAAACCCCAUGAAUGCAAGGAAAGAUACUUUUCUCUAUGAACCCAAUCAUCUCUGUUUGAACUUUGAGCUUUCAAAGAUCAACCCUUCACACCAAACAUCAGUAUGCAUAUUCUCCUUUCUUUUCCUCAUAUAUUUCCUAAGGUGCUGACUUGGAGAGUUUGUUUAACAAUCAAGGGCCUCUUAAGUCACUGGUUAUUUCUCGUAUUCUUAGAGCUUAAUGUGUGAUUCAGGGGUCAUAUUGUUGGGAGAAUUUAGAUGCUGGUCACUUUUUGGGGCCAAAUGCUCAACAUGUGACUUAAACAUAUUUUAAGAGUGUAACUAGCCAAUUGGCAGGUCAUUGCUUUCUCUAGACUAAUAAUGUCUUCAGUGUGAGACUGUAUUUUGUGAAACGGAACUAUUCAAGAUUUCCAUUUGGUAUAGUACAGAUUUCUUUUUUGAAAAUUACAGAUUUCUUUGUUAUAAAUUAAAGAUUUCUAUCACAAAUUACAGAUUUCUAUUUCGCAAAUUACAUAUUUCUAUUAAGCAAAUUACAGAUUUUCAUUUCUUUUCGCUUCGAUUUGUAAAUUACAAUAAGCUUUACAUUGGUCUUAUUCUUUCUUGUUUUUUAAUUUUUUUCUAGAAUGAACCUCAGGAUUUGUUAUUUAUUUUAACGGCAAGGUACAGGGUGUUCAUACUAAGUUACAAGUCAGAGUCUGGAGAUGUUGUUACCAGGGCUUGUGGGGAUGUUCAGGUAAAUAUAUCUGUACAUUGUAUCUCUGUUGAAAGACUUUGAUCAUAUUGAAUGCAGAGCUCUUAAAUCUCUUGUUUUGAAUGUGAGACUCGUGCAAAUGAAUGCAAUCUUACACCUUAUGCUGAAACUACUACUUCUUCUGCAUUUAAGUUUUCUGAUUUAAACUGUUGGUUCUGAGUUAGUAAACUGCUGCAUUAGUUUUCAGUACCUAUAGAAUGAACUCUCUUAGUUUCUAAAUACAAUGUAUUUCUUAUUCCUUUUGAACUCACUUUACACACUCUCAAGCAACCUAAAAUUAUGGUGCUGAGCCACUGUUAGGUUAUCCUGUUUGCUUACCAUAUAACAAGGACUCUCUCCACACAGUGUUUGACAGUGGUCUAAUGGUCAAUGCAUUGGACUCUGGGUCUAGAAGCCUGGGUUUGAGACCUGGCUGGGACAAUGCGUUGUGUUCUUGAGCAUUGACACUUUAUUCUCACAGUGCCUGUCUUAACCCUUCAACUCCCAGGUCAAAUUUGUAGUUCUCCUUACUGUCAACCAUACAAUUCUUAUAAUGUUAGUUCAGAAAAUUUAGGAUUGGAUCAACCAAUUAUCCCUAAAUUGAUUUUUUUCUUUAUUUUCAUCACUUACCUGGUUGAUAUUAUAACGAUAUUGUAAGGAGAAAUUCUGUCUUGGUCACUCAUGAGAGUUAAAGGGUUAAGGGCACACUUAAUUUGAAGCCUCACUCUGUUGUGUGUCCUGCACCUCCAUGGUGAAAGUGGUUUAAAAAAGAAAAAAAAAGAUGCUCCGGCUAAUUUUUCCUUUGGGCAACAAGGUUUGGUUUUUUGGUUCCCCAUGGUUUAUUUUGGUUGCUGCAUUCCCAAUUGAAAACUCAAAAGAGGCUUGUUAAAAAAAAAAGCUAAAUAAAUAAAAUGUUAAUACUACUGAUAUAACCCUUAAGACAAUCUUGUAUUAUAACAGGUAAUUUAGUGUUAAUAACUGAGUUGAAACCGUAAAUUGGCCACCGUAAAGUGUUUUAAGGCUGACAUUUCAAGUGUUAACCCUUCACAAUCACUCUGAUGAAGGGCUUAUGCUCAAAAUGUCAGCCUUUAAACUCUUUACAGUGGCCAAUUUAUGUUUUCAACUCAGUUAUUGACAUUAAAUUACCUGUUAUACUCUCCCACCAACACAACACCACAGUUUCUUUAGAAACUUACCCCCUUUAAUCUUGUAUUGUAGUUGACAUGAAGUUUUGUCCACAAAUGAUGAUAAUUAAAAACUUGUAACAAACUGUUAUAUCUGAUAAUUUGACGUUCACUUGUCACUUGAGUGGUAACUUAGUAAAUACUUAACAACCAGAUCAACCACAAUUAAGAAAAUUUCUUUAAAUGAAUUAUGUAUUCUAAUUUCAACUAAGUGAUCAUCAGGAAUCCUUUUCAGUGAAUAUGAUGAAGUGGCAAAGAGAUGUAAGGUAGUUUAAUUCUGCAUCUUGUUUACGAUCACUACAUCAUAUUACUAGUCACUCUCUUGGUUGCAAAUCAAGCCGUUCUGCAAAAUAUUAGUCCCAAAAAAAUUCUGAUUGGGCAAGUCUAAGCGUUUUUUGUUGGGUUGGUUACAGAGAUAUUUGGCUUGCCCUGGCCAAUGGAGCAAGCGUCAGAGUUGAACACUGUCCAUGAAGGCUUACAGUAGAGGGAUUAAAGUCUUAGCCAGUUAAUUUUUUCACACUCCCCUUUAGGAUUAUGCUUAAAUACCCUCCCCCCCCACACACACCACCCCAGAAUGUGAUGCCCGUGGGGUCACAAUUGAUGACUAUGCAGUCAAAAAUCUCACUCUUUGUUGGUAAAUCUACUUAAUAGCUCCAUGAAGGACUCUAGCCUAUGACUAUUUUGUUCACUGUGCAAAGGAGUAAAAGUUUUGGGGUUUGCAGAACUCCUCAAUGACUCCUGUGAAGCAAAAUUUGCUGUUUUACUUUUUGCUUCAUCAGGACAGAAUUGGCAGACCAUCCGACACUGGUUUGAUUGGUAUCAUAGACCCUGAGUCACGGAUGAUCGGUCUUCGGCUUUACGAUGGACUUUUUAAGGUGAUUCCUCUGGAACUGGAUUCAAACAAAGAACUAAAAGCAUUCAACAUCAGGUCAGGCUUGUUAAUCUUUUUUUUAGGGUGUGGGUAUAUCAAUCUUUUCUCUCUAAUGGUAUUUAACAAUAUUACGUGGAUUCCUACUUUCUUAAACAACAGAUAUUUCAGACUUCUUGGGAAUUCACACUGGUGGUGUCAAUGCACCACCAAUGAGAGAUUUUGUGUGAGAAUGUUUGUUAGCAAUUUUAUCCAGGGCCUCUUCAACUCAGGAUAUCUUGAAAAUCUUCUGAGUACAAACUAGGUUUGUAUUCCUCUAUCUGAACACCAACAACUGGAAAAAAUAUUAAAUGUUAGAGGAAUUUUUCUAUUUUUUUUUAAAGAAAUCUAGGAAUUAUUGCAAAUUAAAUGAUUUUGAUUUUCAUGGCUCUGUGAUUGGUUUAGAAAACCUGAGCCACCUGUCAACCAAUUAGAUGCAAAAUGUAACCCUUAACACCUUAAAGUCAGUACAUGCAAGUUCUCUCUGAUUUCUAUAUGUUUCAUCUGGUACCUAUGAAGAUACUUUUUUUAUUAAAAAGGAGUUUUUUGAGUUUGCAGUCACUUUGUUCAUUCUCAUGAACUUAAUGUUUGAUUCAGGGGUGAUAUUGUAGGAUGCUUAUCACUCUGUGGGGUUGAAGGGUUAAACCAAAGCAGACUUGGAUGGUAAUGAGUUUCACACUUGAGAAUGUUGCUUGUGUUGAUUUACCUAGCUUUAGUAUAGUGUUGUGAUUUCUUUGGUUUUGAUUUCACGAUACCCAGUCAAAAUGUAUUCAACCUGAUUAGCAUUACUGUAGGUGUGUAGAUUAGAGAGCCUAGUUCCUCUGUUUUGGCUUCAUUAUACUGUAUCCAUGUCAUGAUUAAUAAUAGUAACAAGACUUUGUGUCGUCCAAUUGUGUCUGUAAUCAUACAUUGAGUGAUUAACAAAAUCAGAUGACUGCAAAGCACGAGUCCGAUUUGUUAAUCAUGAUUAUGAUCACAGACAGAAUUGGACAACACAAAAUCCUGUUACCAAUUAAUCAAAGCUAUGAGAAAAAUUAAGAAAGAAACUAGACACUGGUUAUAAGUUUCCAUUAAAAAAACAACAGUGAACUCUGAAAAAUGCAAGACAACCGCGCACAUGUGAUGUGUUCUGUCCACUUACACAGGCACAACAUGUCAUCUGUCCCUUUAACUGUCCUAUUACACUGUCCAGUUACAACCAUGACACGUACACUGUCCUAUCGGUGCUCAAAUUGGGCUGGUGAUAAGUGAUCAUGUUUUAGAAUUUUGUUAUAGGUUUGAUUAAUCCUUAAACUCCCAAGAUCUGAUUGUUAAUCUUCCCUACAUUCCAUUUUGAAUUAGUCACAAGAAAUUGGUGUAAGAACAAGAUAACAACUUCUAUGUGAUGAGUCUGAGUAUUCUCAUAACCUGAUUGUGGGAUAAAAAUAGAUAUUAUUGGGAGAAGUUACGUGUUAAUCACUUCUGGAAAUUAAAGGGUCAAUGUAUCACUUUUGUAUUCUAGGCUUGAAGAGCUGCAUGUGAUUGACAUUGCAUUUCUACAUGGCUGUCAGGUUCCCACAAUUGUUUUCAUUUAUGAGGCAAGUAGCUUUCAAAAUCAAGUGUUGUUAUUGUCGACAUUUGUACAUGUAUCAUUUUCAUAAACUCUUCUUCAUCCAAAAGACAAGUUUGACUCUGAAAAUUAAAAAAUAAAAUUAUAAAAGAUAUUCUCUUAAAUGGAACACUAGGUGCCUUAGAGAUCUUGUUUUCAAAGCCUGAGACCCUGCCUUUUGCCCUGCCUCUUAAAAGCUUUUAUAAAAGGAAAGCUAUACAAUUGGCCUGAAGAGAGAGGUCAGUGGCUCUGAUGUGGUUUCUGAGCUCUGUCAGAGCUCUGCCUUAAUUGACCCACUUUUAAUUACUGAUAAUUAACUCUUGGUGUACAGAGUCAUUCAGCUGUUUGACACUUCCAAAUGAAAUGUUUGUAUUUUUUUCUAUUGUUCUCUAUUGCAGUUAUCACAUACAUGUAGAAUCAUAAGUAAUGUUAGUUUUGGCUUAACAUUUAAAAUUAUCUUAUUUGUACAUGUUUGCCUGUAUGACAGGAUCCUCAUGGACGCCAUGUAAAAACUUAUGAGAUUGUACUGCGUGAUAAAGAGUUCAGCAAGGGGCCUUGGAAGCAAGACAAUGUGGAGGUGGAGGCUUCAAGAGUUAUUGCAGGUAUUUACAGAUGUAGUGAUAGACAUUCUUUAUUAGGAGAAUCUCUGAAUGCCUCAAGGCUCCUCUCUCAGAAAUUUAGGGUAAAGCUCUGAAAAGCUUUCAUAAAAAUAUAUGAAAAUCAUAUAUGUGAACUACGGAUGAAGACAUGAAUAUGAAAGUGAUCUUCACAGUAAUGAACACUACUUGAGCAGUAGUGAAAAUAAGGCCUGAAAAAAUUCAGGCCUGUGCAGGAUUUGAACCCAUGACCUCUGUGAAUACCAGUGCAGUGCUCUACCAAGGUUAUACAAGUUGCACGAAGGCAAAAAUUUAGUCACCUGUGGCACAUACAUUGUAGGCUCCUCUAGAUUACAGCCCUGAGUGUUAUUAUAAUGAUUAACAUUACAAAUUUGUUCAGUUCCAGAACCUCUUGGAGGGGCACUUAUCAUUGGACAGGAAUCAAUAACAUACCAUAAAGGGGCCAAUUAUCAUGCAAUUGCUCCACCAGCUCUGAAGGUAUUUACUGAACAGUAAACAUAUCCACUGGUCGUUACAUACUCUAAGGGCCUGUCUACAUGGAGGUGAGGACCUAGACCUAGAUGGGAUAACCUGCCUUUCCAUAUAAUCUCUUAUUUUAUCUUGAUCAUUGUUACAUGAUAGUUGGUGUAACCUUCCUAGGUGGGUUGCCUGGUCUGCUGCAGGGUAACCCUGUCAGACCAAGUCUCAGUUUGCCACAUAAACCUCUCAAGGUGAGGUAACCCACGUAGCUUGGAUCAUGUUCAUGUUACAUUUGCAAGCACAAUCUCAAGAAAUUUCACCAUGGGAUCCCAUAGUUGUACGAUUUUAGGUAAACAUGGGCUGUUUUUUGAAUACAGGUUAGGCAUGCUACCUUGCUUACCUGGUACCCCCCACCUCCAUGUAAACAGGUUAUAAAUCAUGUCCACAGUACACAAUGAGACACACAAAUUCAUAGGUUUAAUGUCGAGAUGCAACCCUCUUAUUUUUUUUCAGCAAAGCACCAUAACAUGCUAUGGGAAGAUUGAUGCUAAUGGUUCAAGGUAUCUCUUGGGUGACAUGAAUGGUCGACUUUUUAUGUUACUGCUGGAGAGGCAGGAACUGAUGGAUGGUAACAUUGAAGUGAAGGAUCUGAAACUGGAGCUUCUUGGAGAGGUACCACUCAGGGAAUUCUGUUUUGUUACUCUGCUUGAAAUAAAUGUUGGCUUACUAAUAAUUUCUUUGUAGUACAUGUUUAUACUUCCAAAUAUUUUGUAAGAGGACUCACAAAUACUUAAGUGAAUCCUGUGCUGGAAAAAGGGACUUCAUACUGUAAGGCUUCCCUUCUUGCCUAUUCAGGUGGAAACCCUCAGCUUGUCAUAGUAAGAGACCUCCUAUGCAGGAAUACUGUAAAAACCUGCAUAAAAGAACCUAGUUUUUUUCAAGUUAGCCUCUACAGGUUCUUAAUAUAUAAAUGUGAUAAUGCGAUUUGCAGCGGAAUUAGGCUACCAAGGUUCUUAAUCACCUUCUUAAUUUUUUUUUAAAAUGGAACAACUUGUUUUUGUGGGUUUGGGUGUGACACUGCACUGUACGCUAGCCUCAUAGUGCCCUGAUUUAUAUGGUUAACUUGUACACACAGUUGGAUAUGUUUCACAACUAUAGAUAUAUUUACAGUACAGUACUGUGGUCUUAUAACACUAGGCAUUCUAAAAAUAAGAACCUGUAUUGAGAUUUUAGGCUUGAAUUGUUCAUAUAAGAGGGGUGCUUAACUGGGAAACUUUAGCCCAACAGGUUCUUAAAUUUUAGGUUCUUACAUGGGAGUUUUUACUGUUCUCUUUGGGUUAUAUUCCUCCUCCCUCUUCCCUCUCUGCCCCACCCUUUCCCCAAUAGAAUGCUUCUAAGAUUUGUUACUGACACAGUUUUUGUUUUAUUUAGACUACUAUUGCACUCUGUCUCACAUACUUGGACAAUGGUGUGGUAUUUAUUGGUUCAGCAAUGGGAGACUCACAACUUGUUAAGGUACAUAUACAUGUGUAAUGCAAUUGUUGCAAUGAUAUCAGCUAGUAUGCCAUUCAAAAAAGUGAUCUAAGCAUCAGUCGGUUGGUUGGUCAGUCAGCUAGUCAAUUAGCCAGCCAGCCAGCCAGCCAGCCAGCCAGUCAGUCAGUCAUCCAGUGAGUGAGUGAGUGAGUAAGUCAGUCAGUCAGUGAGUUAGUCAGAGCAUUAAUAAGGUUGCUAUACAAGUGUGACAGAUAGGAAGAAAAACCCUCUGAUGAGUGCUCAGACCUCAGAUUCACAGAUUUUUGUACCAUAGAUACCUGUAGUGGUCAUGUAGGGUGCUCGAACAUGAAACUGCUGAGAUCUGGAUAUGGUGAAUUCAAAUAUUUUCCUGAUUGUACCUUUUAUUCCUUUUUAUUAGCUCAACACAGAAACAAAUGAGAAUGGCUCACAUGUUCAUGUGAUGGAGACAUUCACCAACCUUGGUCCUAUUGUAGACAUGGUGGUAGUUGACUUGGAAAGACAAGGACAGGGACAGGUAGAUUCUAUCAAGUAUAAAUUUUUACCUUCUUUGUGAAUAUCAACCUCAGCCUGACAGACAAGAAGCAUGCUUUAACACAAUUUACUUUUCAAAGACAUGCAAACUCAAGGUUGAUGGGCCAAUCUCGUUUUUAAUUUUCAUUUCAAGCUGCUGUCCUUCAUCAUUGUAACAGCCAUUCACAUCAGAAACAAACAUGAUAGAUUGAAAUGUGCCUUCCAUAAGUCAGUAACAGGACAUUUUGAUACCUCCUAGAACAGUGAACUUUUGCCCUGAAAGAUCUAGGACAUGAUUACAAAGACCUAAAAACCAUAAUUUAUUUUAACGAUUUUGUAAAAAAUUGAAGUGGUUUGAAAUUUUGUUAAAAAGAAAGGUUUGAACCUUGAGAGACAGUAUACACAAUUUCAAUGUUCUAAAUAAAUGUAAAACUUGUUCCAGUGGUGAAUUUUUCCUUUUCCUAUCAUUCCUUUUAAUUUCACACAGCUGGUGACAUGUUCUGGUGCACUGAAGGAAGGCUCAUUAAGAAUAAUAAGGAAUGGGAUUGGUAUUCAUGAGCAUGCCACCAUAUCAGACCUUGUUGGCAUUAUGGGUUAGUGAUUCAUUUUUAUUCAGGAAAAUUAAUAAUGAGGUGUAAAGAGGGUACAUUUGUGUAGGUAAUAACAUGAUUUUGAGCGUAAUUUGGUGUUGAUAAGCACAAGUGAAUUAUUCAAAGACAACAAAAUUACAGGUGAGUGCAAUGUGUAGUCUUUGAAAAUACAUGUUAUUACACCAAAUUGCAAGGGAAAUACAAUUUUUUCUUACCUAUAAUGUAAAUGAAAAAAAUCACAAAAAGUCAGGGCAGACAAAUUUUGACAGCGUGCAUUCAAGCUAUUUGUACUUUGCAUUUGUGUUACAACUUUGCACUCAUGUUACAACUUUGCAUUCAUGUUACAUGAAAAUGCACUCCUUUUCAGUCCAUCAGAAAUGCAUUAUUAGCUAAGAAACUGCAGUACUGUGUUGGUGGGGUAUUUUUCCAAAGACACUGUGAUGCUGUGUCAGUAGCAGGUAUAGCAAGACUACUAGGUUUUAUCAACUGACUUGAUAAUCUAAAUUGGCCACCGUAAAGAGUUUUCACAUUUUGAUCAUAAGCCCUUCAUCAGAGCAAAGGCACAAGUACAAAUUGAAUUGAUUAUUCUGCAAAUUCCCUAUUUCCAACAUGCAUUUAACAAGUCAUCUCACACAGGCUACCCUACUGCUUCUAUUGCUUAAUAUGUGUCUUUUAUACAUACAUGUACUUUGUUCUUUCGAUACUUUAGGUAUCUGGCCCCUAAGAUUACAAAAGACAGCCAAAAACUUUGAUGAUGCACUGCUCCUAUCUUUUGUUGGCCAGAGCAGGUAAAGUAAUUGAUUAUUCAUGCUCUGGUUUGAUAGCAAAAAAAAAAUUUUACUAGUGGUAUAAAUGCCCUCCAUACAUGUACAUGUUUGUGUGUUGUGCAGUUUUCAUCAGGAUGUCAGGGUAAACAUACUAGCAGGCGAAGAGGCAACAAUGAGGGCCCAACUUACUGCAGGCUACAAUGAUGCUGACUACACUAUUGUUGUUCCCAUUUUUAUGUCAGUUCAUUUUUUUCAUUAUUUUUAUUAAUUUUAUUCAAUUGAAUUUUUCACAGAAUUUUAGCCCUUGCUGGUGAAGAAGUUGAAGAGACAGAGAUUCCAGGUUUUGAUGAUGAUCAACAGACAUACUUUUGUGGAAAUGUUUCAGGAGAUCAAAUCAUCCAGGUGUGUCUUCAACUUGAAACCUUCUUUGCUAGGAAUGACCAAAGAGGGAUUUUUCCUCGCAAUACCUCUACAUUUUUAUGUAGAAAUGUGCUGGGAAGAGAGAUAAUAUUAAUCAGAGGAUAUUGCAUGAUUUAACAUCAAAUUCUGGGGGCUCAAAUAAAAAGAAAUGUAUUACAGACACUGUAGAUAGUUGAUCUUUAGUUCAUGGAAUGAAGAGGUCAAUAUUGGCACACAUGCUUGACAAGAGCAUAAUUUAUCAGGGGUUUUCUAAUAGAAGUAUAAUGUAUAGAUGGCAUGAUCUGUACAACUGCAAGAUACUGUGUGCAGCUUUUUCAAGAAAGGUUGUUGAAAAAUAAAAAAAUGGAGGGUUAAAUUACAUGUGACAACCCCAAAAGGUACUGAGGGUAGUUUUUGGGUCACAGUUCAAAGACCUCUAGAUUCUAUAGAAAUCUGUGAAAACGUUGCCAUAGGAACGAGGCAUUGCAGGUUUGAUAAAUUUCUUGAUUUAUUUGACUUAUUGAAAUGCAUUGAUUACUGGAUGCCCAGAUUUACUUUCGAGAUUUUGGUAUGCACUGAAUAUGUACCUUUUUUUGACAACCUAUCUUGAAACAGCUGCAUACUGCAAGCAUUAAUUGCCAUGCAGCUGAUGACUUAUUUCUGCUUUGCGUCUGAUUUUCUCUUAAAAAGUAUUAUAAUUAAGUUUUCAAGUGCUGGGAUUCAAAAUAGGAACCUCUGCAGAUUCUAGAGUUUUAUCAUAUUGACGUGUCUAUUAUUCCUUGCAGGUUACAACAUUGUCAGUGCGUCUUGUGAAUUGUGAGACCAGGGAACUUGUUUGGUACGCAGCAAUAGCAAGGAGUAGUUGAAAUCCAUUCUUAAUACAAAAAUAAUUAUAAUAAUAAUUUACUUAACACACAGUGUCGAAUAGUAAAACCAUACAAAGAGUAUAUCACGUUGAACAGAACUGUGCACAUUGAACAGUAUUCUUGUUCCCAAUAUCAAUGGCUGUUUGAGUUUGACAGAAGCUAUGAUGCCAUAACUUCUGUACUUCUACGCAUACCACUUCCUAACUGAAUUCAAGGUCCGUAGUUAAUGUAACCGAUCAAGAUUAUUUUUCUGCUUGGUUUUUUGGCCCAAGCAUGAAAGCGCGCGAGCCAUAGAGAGGCAAGAUUUCAAUUCAAACAAACUUUCGAAUCUAGCGGGCCGUACAGUGAAAUAUGGCCUGCUUAAUUGACCAAUAAUUGCGCAGGUACCAACUGAGAGAUGUAUUUAGUACACGUAUCCAUCAUUCCUUGGUAAUUGAACUGACUUUUCCUCCUGUCUAUUACUCAACACGAUUAUUUCUCAGCGGUUUCUGCUCCAAUUUGCUUUGUUAAUAGAAAUAUCCUAACUCAUGGGGCUCUCAUAAGUUGGUAAUCUUAAUUUUGGUGAUUUGUAUUCCAUUCCUUUGUUUAUUUAUUUAUCGAAUUUAUGAUGUCCUCAGUUAGCGCAAAGGAGACAAAUACGUCAAGAAGUAAAGAUUAUUUGAUGACUAAUGGCUCACUAAAUUUUAUUAUUCAGUGAAUGGCGACAUCCUGGUGGCAAGAACAUCAGUGUCUGUGCGUGCAACUCUGGACAGCUUGUGCUGGCCGUGGGUUGUGAAUUGUAUUAUCUGGAGAUCAUUGCAGGAAACCUUAAUCUGAUCAGGUGAUUCAUACAUGUACAGUCCUCAUCUAUUUUCUGUUAGUACUUCUUCUUUCACGGUAAUUGAAAAGAACAACUCCUAGAAAUCGGUCAACUGACGGCCGACUGUCGGCCAAUAGUAUUAAGUACACCUGUCGGCCAACAUGUGGUCGGCAGUCGGUCAGUUGUCAGUGGACUGACGGUUGACUGUCGGCCAACAGUCUUAAGCACUCCUGUUGGCCUACAAGCAGCCGACAGACAGCCGACGGUCCGUCAUCUGCAUACCUAAAGAGGUUUGCAAAGCAUUGUAUGGCGAUUCGAAACCCUUCGUCGAUCGAGAGAAGGUAGCAGAAAUUUGGUGGCUAAAUGUAAUGGUGGACUAGCUGACUGCAAUCCAGUCAUAGCUCCUCUUUCUUAGUUGAUGCAGGAAUCCCAGGAGACUUUCAGAGCUAUAUGUACAUGUAUGUUGGUAACCACAGGGCCAUUGUGAUGAAAGGGUUUCCCUGCAUAUCAGCUGGUUCCGCUGAUCUUUUUUUUCUUUCUUUCUUUCUUUCAGCCACACAACACUUGAACACGAAGUUGCUUGUCUGGAUAUCACACCAACUUGUAAGGAUUUUUUUAAAGUAUAUGUUGAUAGUUUGAAUUUAUUGGUUUAUGGUUUUUUGACCAGAGCCACUGGCUUUUGGAAAUUGAAUUAUCAACAUUAAAAAUCGUCUUCAAUGGACCUCUCUCAUGAAUACCAGGCUUAAUCAUUAGUCUUAAGUGUGCAUUUAAAUUGACCUAUUUAGCCUCGUCAUGAUGUGUAGAAUCAAUCAAAAGAAUUUUAAAACUCUUAAGAGCGAGAUUAGGAAGGGUCUUUUUUGCAUGCUUAUAAUAGAAUACUUAUCAUGUCCACUAUUUUGAAAGAGGUUUAUAUCCAAAAAAACAAACAAACAAAGUCAAAGAAAAGAACUGUGAUGCAGAGAUGCAUCAAAUUUCUCCCCACAAUAUCAUCCCUGAAUCACACGUUCAAGUCAUGAGAAUAAAGGAAAUGAUCACCAACUGAAGAAGCUUUUGAUAAGUAAACAAAUUCUCCUUGUCAGCACCUUAGGAAAUGUAUAAAGAACAGUGUGGAGAAUAUGCAUACUGAUGUUAGGGUGUAAAGGGUUAAGUUCAUCUUAAGGUCUCUCCUUAGAACUGCACUACUGUGACAUUUUUAUUGCACGUAAUUUGAUAAAUGAAACCAGCAUUACUUAUUUCAUGUUUAACAACCAUACACAAAGUUUUAAGUUCCCAUAAACGAUAGAGACAACCAUUUUAUCGGGUGUGACAUAGAUUCUAAUGAAGUAGCGGAUCAAUGUCUGUAUCUUAGCAACUGCUCACCUACCCCUCCCUUAACCCAACAGCAGUCAAUUGAUAACAAGUCAGGGUUGAUGUUGGGUUAGGGGAGGGUGGUAGGUGCGCAGUUGCUCGAGAUUGGUAUUGAUCCAAAGUUUCUUUCUCAGAGAGAGGACCCAGUAAAAAAUUUUCUCCAUGUUACUGGCGUCUCUAGCAUUGUUUUCUUGUUAUUGUUUUCACAGAUGAUUCUGACACCAGGGCUCAGUUAGUAGCAGUAGGACUGUGGACGGACAUUUCAGUGAGAGUGCUAAAACUGCCAGGCUGUGAACAACUGUUUGUUGAAAUGCUGGGAGGAGGUGAGAAUUGGAUUUUAAAUAGGUCAUUUUUAAAAACCGUUCGUCAUUCUGUGUUACGUGAAAUGCCUGUGAUAGACUACGUUAAAAUUCACUUGAGUGUCGUCCAAGUCAGAUAUGGAAACUAGCCACGUGCUUGUGUUUCUCGUGCCCUGUUGGCUGGGGUUACUGCUGGGAUGGGUGACUACACAUGAUAUCCUGUGUUCUUUUCUUUGUUGUUGUUGUCUUUAUUUUUAGUUUUCAUUCCUGUACUUCAAAGAGUUAGGCAUGAAUUUAUUAUUUUACACGUAAAAUCAGAGUGGCCGUAGAUAACGACCAACACAUUCCACGUCAACGCUUCCAGGGGUCUUGUUAAUUAACAGUUCACACUGAUUAAUUUUAAAUGAUUUAUCUUUCAGAAAUAAUUCCUCGCUCCAUACUCAAGACAUCUUUUGAGGGUAUUCAUUACCUUCUCUGUGCUUUGGGAGAUGGAACCUUGUUUUACUUCACCAUGGAUCCAAACACUGGUAUUUAUGGAAUCAUCUUCAUUUUUUCAGUGAUAUAAAUGUCUUUUGUACAUAAUCCAUUCGUACUUAAUACACACUGUUGAAGGUGUUUGGUCUUAACUGAGGUUUAUGGGCACCCAACUAGUUUGACUCUUCGGUUAUUUUGGGUACCCAGGUCAUAACAUUUAUUUACUCUUUAGUUUUUCAUGCGCCGUUUGUGUUGUUAUGUAUUCGUAAGUGGCAGUACAGAUAAAUAUUGCAGAUUUUGAGUUUUUUGUUCCUGUAUCCAGGAUAUCGUUUCUUCGUAUGAGGGUACACACCUUUACAAAUGAUGGAUGCUUGUCUUACCUUAAGGGAUUUACAUUUCUGUAGUGGUUUCGAAGCGUGCGCUCGAUCCUAAAAUUGUCGCUGCUAUUGUUGAGGUAGUUGGUUAUCAGAGUCGUGGAGGUUAUCGAUCUGAAAAAUGACAUUAACUUCGAAAAAUUCUUGUCUACCAGCACUAUUAUUGCCAGUGCCAGUUAAUUUGUUUUUGGAUUUUUUGUUUUUUUUUUGUUUUUCUCAAACAGUUAUUUACCCAAAGGGUUGGACGUGACUUUCGGCCACGUCCAGAAAAAGAGACUUUGGGCUCUUUUGGGGCAGGAGUACCACUAUCAUUUAAUGAAUGAGUUUCCUCCUGGGAAUUCUUUUUUUUUCCUAAUUCAGACACAUACAUGUAAAGCGUUUUACACACGCAAUGUUUAUUUAGUUAUUUGGCUUUUGUAGGAUCUUUGUCUGAGAGGAAGAAAGUAACCCUCGGCACACAGCCUACAAUGCUUAGAACAUUCAAGUCACUGUCCACAACAAAUGUGUUCGCCUGCUCUGAUCGGCCCACAGUAAUCUAUUCCAGUAAUCACAAACUUGUGUUCUCCAACGUUAAUCUAAAGGUUUGUGUAUGGUCUGCUUAUUACACUGCGAUACAUGUGCUAUAAACAGGAACCUUCAGAGUUCUACGCAUUGUGGAUCCUAUGUCCUAGGGUAAAAUCAAACGAUCGCAGCGAAAGAGUUAAUUACUCGCGUAUCAUGAGGGUUGGCAAAGAAUCUGAAGCUGACAACGUGCUGAAAUCUCCGAAAUGAAAUAUGUGUUGUAUGUAACAAAAGUGUUUUUGCACGUCAAUCUCAGAAUGAGAUUUUUUACUUAAAGCUUGACCAUGCAUGAAAGUUUCUUUACAAAAUAUGGUUAGACUCAGAACUAUUAUUCCUUCUUUUGCUGUUUUAAUGCUGAUCUCAUAUUCCGCCAUCAGGAGGUGAAUUAUAUGUGUCCACUGAACUCCGAGGGAUUCCCAGACAGGUAUAGAUUCUCGUCUAGAUUUACAUUGGUUCAAUUGACAACUGUUAUAGUGGAUUUCCGCGCAGCAUAAGCUCUUUAAAGUUUCCGUUUCAGGAGAGAUCCAUCUUCCCGUUCCCAUUUCCCGUUCCUGGGUUUUUUGGAAGCUGGACUGAGUUUUUAAAAAAUCGCUUUUGAAAUCGGCCUUCAUAAUAAAAAUGCCCUUUUUUUUCGUCAUUUUCAAAGGUUUUUGAAUAGUCCUUAUACUUUCCUAAACUUCCUCUUGAUAAGCUUUCAUUAAAGAUAAACUCUUCCUCUUAAAAAACACGUCCUUGGGUUUCUCACUUAUUUCUUCUGACAAUCAAGAAAGCGAGUUUCAUCAACAGUGCUGCGCUCGUUCUCUCUUAUUCUGGGCUUUCAAGGUGCGAUCGCAUUCAAAUUUCCCGCUUCAGUGCUUAUGAAGAAUUAAUGAUGUCCAGGCAUUCUGCACGCUGCUUCCCUUAAAAGUUUUUCUUCAUUUGAACUGCAUUGAGGAGUGUCGGAUAUAAGAGAGGUCCCCUGAGGGAUGCCUGGCCUCCCUGCACUCCCCCUCCCCCUCCCCCCUCUUUAAUGAUGCUCUGUGGUUUGUAAUAAAUUGUUAUGUUUUAAUGGGAUAUUUCGAUGCAGAAAUUUUGAGAGUUCUUUCCUCUGCUUCAUAGUCUUGCUGUGGCUAGCGAAGGAGCGUUAACCAUAGGAACAAUUGAUGAAAUCCAAAAACUUCACAUUCGGACUGUUCCAUUGGGAGAAACACCCAGGUAUAGUACAGCGAGCUUAAACCUUCAACUUUUAAGAUGUGAUUGACAAUUUUCCCCCCCUAGCUGCUAAACAUUCUCAUGUAAAUGAGUUACAAGAAUUUGGUGUUAGAUCAAGAUAACAACUCCUUCCUGAUAUGUUUGAAUGUUCUCAUUACCUGUUUGCUGGAUGAUGUAUGGAUAUUAUAGGGAGAAGUUACAUGUUAAUCACUGCUGGGAGUUAAGGGUUACAGCGUAUGUGCUGUCAAAAUGUAGCGAGGAAUUCCUAAAGGUGGUCACACAAUAAUCCUCUUUUGUGGAAGAAGCAUCUUGUGAAAAAAUGGCUGCAGAUCAUGAAAGGAAAAGACGAACGCUACUCUGACCCUCGUGGCUGUUAGAGGGUGAACCUUACCUUUCCUGUACAUUAAAUUAAAUCGGUAUACCUGGCUUGUAAUCCAGCUUGUAUCAAUGUUCUGUCGUUUGUGCGUAUUUCGAUAAUAGUGGUUUGAUCUGAACCCUUUACGCUCAAACAUCAAUAUACACAUUCUUCAUACUGUUCUCUAUGCAUUUCCCAAGGUGCCGAUUUACGGAAAUCAAACGUGGCUCGGAAACUAACUAGGUUCUCUAAUAUGCAAGCUUGUUUAUCGUAUCCCUGGGGGGUACCAUCCAUCACGUACUGCUUGUGUUUUCUUCAGGCGUAUUGCUUACCAAGAGUCCACACAAACAUUUGGUGUAAUCUCAAUGCGAGUAGAGGUCCUGGAUCCGGCGUCAAAUACAACUCGACCCCUCCACCCCAGCGCGAGCACUAUGGCUCAGAACAUAACGACCAGUGUGUCAGCAGGCAUGCCGGGCACUUCCGCCGGAAGUUCAGCCGGUGGUAGGGGUGUGGCAGACGGCAUAACAUUUGGUGACGAGGUGGAGAGAAGCAGUUUGUUGAUCAUUGACCAACACACAUUUGAAGGUAAUGACUUCUUCAGGAAACACUUAGGGACAGAAUUAUUUUUCCAUUAAGGGCUGUUCGAAUAUUUAUCUGAAUAAUUUUCUAUAUUCUUUUAUUUUCUGUUUUUGUACUUCGUUGAUAGAUUUUUUCUCAUUUGGUUUGCUCUUUGGUUUUGGCGUUCUCUGUGUAUGAAUAUUAUUCCAUGAGCAACUUUGUUUUUAUUAUUUCUCGUGUUGCACGGUUUUGAAGAUUCUUCACUCCCUCUAAGAGUACGUGUUUCGACCCUUGAUGCCGCCAGUAUGACCAAAAAGCGGUUAUUGGGAGUUUUAAAACCUAUUUUCUUCCUAAAUCAAUUCAAAAGCACUUAAGGUAUAAAUGGGGGUGAAUCACCAACGUUUUCCUUCAGGGAGAAACUUCGCGACAAUUUUCACAUAUUAAAGUUUAUCUUUGUUCUCCUCUCAUCAGUGACUCAUGCUCAUGAUCUUCAAGAUCAUGAGUGUGCUACAAGCCUGAUCUCUUGCACGCUAUCUGGUGACCCCAACAGCUCCUACUCGAGUGGAACGUCCAAUACGUAUUACUGCGUUGGCACUGCGUAUGUCUUCCCCGAGGAAGCUGAGCCAAAGACGGGACGUUUGAUUUUAUUUCAGCUCUUGGAAGGUGAUGAUGGUUUUCGAAAGUCAAUUAGCCAGUUGGUCUGUCAGUCUUUGUUUGUUUUUUUUGUUUUUUUUUUGAUUGAAAGGCAGUUUCAAAGUACUUUUAAGAACACCAUCAAAGCCUUCGAUAAUCUGAAUGAUUUUUUUUGUUUUUGUUUUCAAGGUAAACUUGUCCAAGUCGCUGAUAAAGAAGUCAAAGGUGCCGUGUACUCACUGGUGGAAUUUAACGGAAAAGUCUUGGCCGGCAUUAACAGCACGGUUAGCUGACGAGAACUCAUGUAUCAAAACAAACGUUUUCUCUUUCUCGUUCCCAUACGCACUCCCUCCCCCUUCCUCCAUAACCCUCCCCUCCCUUUCCUCCUCUCUCCCUCCCCCCCUUCCUUCCUCCAUUCUCCCUUUUCCUCCCCCCGUCCCUCCUUUUCUUCUCAUUAAGGAGUGCAUUCGGAAUCAAAAAUUGACACCAAGUAAUGAAGUUAUGUGAACUACAGCCUGGUUUAAGUAUAGUUACUUGAGAUGAGACUGUGGAUGUCCUUUAGGUGCGCAGCCAGUGAUUUUACUCGUUUCAACAGGUCAGUAUAUACGAGUGGACGGCUGACAAAGAAUUACGUGUGGAAUGCAGCUUUUUGAACAACAUCUUGGCUUUGUAUCUCAAGUCUAAAGGGGAUUUUAUUUUGGUAAGUUGGUAAAGCAGCAUUUUAGGUGUUACUGUACUUAUAGCAGUAAUAAGGGUUUUAAUCACCCUGCAGAACAUGAAACAAACUCCGUUUCAAAGAAAAUCCCAAUUAAAAUUUUGACUAGUUCACUAAAGAUUAACUGUAAAUUGUCUUCGUUCCUUUCGUUGUUCUAGUUUCAAAGUAUUUUCUUUUUUUUUUUCAGGUGGGUGACUUAAUGAGAUCCAUGACACUGUUAACUUACAAAGCAAUGGAGGGAAGUCUAGAAGAGGUGACUGAUAACAUCAACGUGCUUUAGAUUAUCAAAGGAAUAGCGUUCGUAUUAUGAUAAUUACAUUUUUUCGGUAAGAGUUCGUGUAAUAAGAACCUAUUUCAUUCAUUUAGUGCUUUGCUUCCUGAAACUAUACAUAUGUAACAUGUUUUCUUGUGUCACGCACUGGUUGAACAAUUUUUAGGUAAGCGUUGAAAUCAAUUCUAGAUUGCAUUGAUUUCUUACUGCGAUCUGUGAUUGGUCUAGGAGACCCGCGUCACCCCUUCAACCAAUCAGAUGCAGAACAAAAUUUAAUUGAGAGUUGCUGGCUACCGUUAUCUUGUGCUUGACCAGGCAGCUAAAUUUACCUCUUUCUUUUUACGUCUUGUGUGAUUAUGACAAUUAAUAGCCCAUUUCCGAAUUACCUUUGGUCCUUUUUUUUUCAAAGCGAGUCCUGUUGCUCCUCCUGUCUCAUGAUUGUAAGUUUUCAUUCACGUACAAAUUAAACUAAUUUUCAUACAAAUUGGUGAACACUAGACCUCGUUAUCGAGAAGUUGGCCAAAGGUAAGUCGGAAUUGGCAUAUUGAGAUGCAUUCAGACCAAAGCUUAUUUUUAUUUAUGAUAGAACACGUUUUGCGUCCAUAAGAGCUCGUCGAUGUCGUUCGUGUAAAAGCUUACUUCACGAGUCUCGUUUUUUCGUGAUCAGAUUGCGCAUGACUAUAGUCCAAACUGGAUGACAGCAGUAGAGAUCCUAGACGAUGAUACGUUCCUUGGGGCUGAAAACUCUUUUAACCUGUUCACCUGCCAAAAGGACAGCGGCUCCGCAGCUGAUGAUGACAGAUCGUAUCUUCAGGAGGCUGGGCAGUUUCAUCUUGGCGAGUUUGUUAACGUCUUUAGACACGGUGCGUUUACACUUAUCCUGGUAGGGACUAAAGAGACAAAGUGGCUGGCCCUUUUUGCACACCGCUUUUGGUCACAAAAAAUUGAAAAAAUUAUUUUAACGUACUGACAAAAUUUGUUUCAUUCACCCUCACAAAGGUUCUCUUGUCAUGGAACAUCCUGGUGAAGCGUCGACCCCUUUCCAAGGCUGCGUCCUUUUUGGAACCGUCAAUGGAACAAUUGGUGAGAAUUUGUUUUCUUGACCGUUCCUUUUCCAGCGUAGCCCUCUCAUUUCCAGAGUUGAUUAACCUGGAACUUCUCCAAACAUUACUAAGGCACUAUUCUGCAAAAUAGUGAUGAGUAUAGACAAUGAAUCAGCUUGAGGGUGCUUUUGAUAUGAUACCAAAGUCUCAUUUUUAAGUUAAGGAAAUUUUUUAGCAGCCAGGAGAUACAAUUGCAGUUCAGAUCCUGUCAGUUAAAGAAUUUUAAACCAGGUUCAGAUUUGCGAUUUUCACUUAAGAUUUGAGGAGGUUGUACCGGUGUCGUACGUUACGGUUAAAAACGGGCGCUUGAACGAUUACUAUUUCACAGGCUUCCUUUAUAUCUUUUACGAGGAGUUUGCACGAAUUGAAAUAAAUUUUCUCCCCCUUAUCUGGGUCGAAGCCUAAGGAAGUGUCGAGAUAUUUGAGUUUGACUCAGACCUGGGACCUCGUAAAUAUCCCAGCGUCCUUUUCAGGCUUCAUCCAUCGCAAUGUCAGAGGGCGAUGUUCUCUUUACCAUUCUAAUCAUUUGAUAUGUCUGUGAUGUAAACACACAGGAAUCGUCGCUCAAUUACCUCAGGAACUGAGUGCUUUUUUGACGCAAGUCCAAGGGAAACUCAGCAAAGUUAUCAAGAGCGUCGGAAAGAUUGACCACAGCUUAUAUCCUUUACACCUGUUUCCGAUGCUUGAUACCCAGAAAUAACUUCUAACCAGAACAUGGCCGUAAGGAUACAGCUGAAAAACAUCGACGCAUGUCAGGAAUUACGCGGACUCACGCUGCAAAUUAUAGCAAUAUCAGACUAAGAUGGCGGAAUUUUGAAUCAUUGCUGAAGGGAGCUGGUUUUCUACCUAAGUUAAGACGCAAGCAGAGAGGUUAUGCUAACUUUUUUAUGUAGGUUGGGCAAGAAUGACGUCGAUAUGCAAGCUGGGUGGUUCUUAGUGGAAGUCUGUUUAAGUUUGUAUAGAGCGGUUUCAGUGGAUGAAGGAUAUGAAGGCAUUCAACAUUUUUAAAAUCACCACCAAAUUAAUUGAUACAUACAGUUGCUAUGUCGUAUGAAGGCGUAUUUCUGACAUGCGCAGACGUUACUCAGUUCUGUCGAUUAUGAGCAAGUGUUAGAGAAACCUGCUGGGUUUAACAUGUUAAGGACGUGCAUUCCCUGAUUUUAAGGGAGCAGCAGCACUCUCAGUUUCUCCAAGUUAAGCUGCAGUUGUGUAGUCACCCAGCUCUUGUGGGAGCGUUUGCAUCAUUGUUGAGUAUUAUAUCUACAUAUUCAAUAAGAAUUAAAUAUGAUUUUAUCAGUGUUGGUGUUCAAAAAAAAGAAAAAAUUAAGGAUAGGCAUUGCUUCCUUUACUACUUCUUACCUGGCGCUGUUUUUCCAACGAACGGAGAGUUGAGCCUGCCACCGGGUUUGUGGACGGAGAUUUAAUCGAAAGUUUCCUAGACCUACCGCGGUCCAGUAUGGAGGAGGUAGCCUCGGGACUACAAGUAAGUUUUGUCAGGCAUUGCUGGGUGCUGCUGAUAUUUUUACAUACGUUUUGCCUACACCGAAAAAAAUUUCUUUGUAAGAGUUUUAAGCACAGAAAGAAUAUGUGCGACUAAUGAAAUUUUAAGGCUGUAAGUGGAAGUGUGUCUUCUAAGUGUUAGAAUAUAAUUGGGAGGGAACAAUUUUAACCGACUAUCGGGCCCCCCCCCCCCCUCUGCCCUUGACAUGCGAUGGAUUAGCUUCCCUUUGGGGGGGGGGUUAGAAAUAUGGUACCCCUCUUCACGACAUCACCAUCAUAGACGAACUGAAUAGAACGACCUAACUUUACCGACGGAUCGAAACUGACCAAUCACGACCGACUUACGCCCCUCGAGUCUUACAGCCCAUUACAUCAUGGCUAACUGACCAAUCAGUUUACAACGAAGCUGACUUUCGACUGACAACAACUAUUGACUCGACGGUGAUGAUGACUUCCGCUCAGGUUGUCGAAACGUCUGUCACUACUACCGACAACAGUCCUUCUCAGGACUACACUUACCUGGUCAAUCAGAGCACACUAUCACACAGUACUCCUAAAGAAACUGGUAUAUGGACUACCUGGCAUUUGUUAAAAUUUUACCUUAGCCUUCUACAGGAGAGAAACGUCUUGUGCAUAUUGGUUCAAUUUCUCCUUGUCAACAGAUUGAUGAUGGUAGUGGUAUGAAGAAAGAGUGUACUGUGGAAGAUCUCGUGAAAGUUGUUGAAGAACUUACAAGGAUCCAUUAGAAGGUAUAUGGCAAGGGUCUACCCUGGAAACCAUUGUAUAUAUACUUCUUUAUUUUGCCACGCGAUGGUUGAUGUCAGCGUUUCCAGCCAGCAACCAAGGGAAACGGGGUGUAAGAUCAUUGUAAGACUUGUAAGGGAUUGUUGUACUCUUUUAAGGAUCCAAAAACAAAGAAUGUGAUAUUGGCAGAAACUCAGUUUGAUUAUUACUACUUAUGCUGCAAGCAGGUGGAGGUCUUUUUAGUUCUGUUCGAACUCCCGAUCUUUUGGUGUCCACCAUUAUGGUUUGAAGCCCAUAACACUCCUUAAUGAGCCCGCGAUUUUGGCUGGAUACGUUGCGAAGCGACAUAGCGUCGCUAUGGUUACCUUGUUGUAAUCACUUUAAGCUCGGAGCUAUUCCAGUAUCGAGUGAAGAAAAACGAAACGUUUUUUCUUUCCUUUUAAGUGGUUACAAAAAAAAAUGUGUAAUGUAUAUAAAUUUGGCCGUCUAAUAAACUUUGUUAAUGUGAGUACAGUAGUUAAAAAGUUUUAUUUCGAGUGCUGCAGUAAGUCAUAUCGUAGUAUACAUAACAUUCCUUCAGUUAAGACUCAAAAGAGUAACAGUUACAAAAUUAUAGUAAGUACUUUGGGUGUAAAAAAGUAAGAUUAAUUUAAACACGGCUGUAAACUUGAAAUCGGACUAACCUUGUGUGUGGAAUUUUAAAGGACUUAGGGAGCUUUAUACAGAAAAUUAGAGCUCUGAAUUUCGUUUAUGGAAGUGUUUGGCCUUAAUAGAGCUUCUUGACGGUUUAAAAAAAAUCGUGUUCUGAACGAUAAAACUAUCACCCUGCCUGAUAACAAAAUGAUUGAAUUCUACAUCACAAAAAAGGAAGGCUAUGCUGACUUAAAAAUUCUUUUUCUAUCCCCUUUCCUUUACUUUCAACUGUUCAACUCCCAAGAUCUGAUUGAUAAUUCUUCACUCUUGCCUCUACACAUUUCCUUGUAAAUUAGUUACGAGAAUUUGGUGCUAGAUCAAGAGAACUUCUACCUGAUAUUUUUGAGUAUUCUUAUUACUCGUUUGCUGGAUAAUGUAUGGAUGUAAAGAGAAGUUACAUGUUCAUC
Molecule: messenger RNA, 22903 nt
Organism: Pocillopora meandrina
Lineage: Eukaryota; Metazoa; Cnidaria; Anthozoa; Scleractinia; Pocilloporidae
Source: the annotation of a GenBank genome assembly